This is a messenger RNA of Sceloporus undulatus (fence lizard), 6096 nucleotides long. RefSeq names its product HMG box transcription factor BBX-like. Lineage: Eukaryota; Metazoa; Chordata; Lepidosauria; Squamata; Phrynosomatidae. Gene Ontology annotation, molecular function: RNA polymerase II transcription regulatory region sequence-specific DNA binding; DNA-binding transcription factor activity, RNA polymerase II-specific. The record is from RefSeq and is a predicted model, not a curated record. Gene Ontology annotation, biological process: regulation of transcription by RNA polymerase II. The transcript is spliced from 19 exons. The coding region runs from base 457 to 3027 and encodes 856 amino acids. Gene Ontology annotation, cellular component: nucleus.
AGAAAAGGGGUCUACGCCUGUAUGCGUCACUAUCACAUGACAAACGCUUGGAGACAGCUUAAUUUUCCUCUGCCUGCCUGCAAUUUCCAUUUGCCUUUCUGGCUCUUCUUUUUGGUCUUCCUGGAAGUGUCUCCUGCUGCCACCCUAUUUAUUGUGGGAACCUGCAAUGAUGGAGUAGUGGAAGAGCAGAUACAAGGGAUUGGCCUCUAAACUCAAGGUUGUGUGGGAAUAUUGCUGAGGGUAGUGAACUGUAAUGUUUGGAAGAAGGAGACUGAAGGUGAGAGGAUGCUUCAGUAGAAGAGAGGAUAAUGAUUGUGAUCCCAAAUCCAUAUGCCUGGAGAUUCAAGCAAUUAGAAGCAAUAAACAGUCCUACAGCUUGGAAGAGGUCUAACUACAUUGAAAGCAUCAGAUCCCAUUUGAUCUCAGAAACUAAGCCCAUCAUGCCAGGUCACAGUAAUGAAAGGCAGCAGUAGGAAUAAAGACCAUUCAACAGACGGAGAGGGGACUGGAAAGCGACCAAAGAGAAAGUGUCUUCAGUGGCAUCCGCUACUUGCAAAGAAGAUUAUUGACUUUUCUGAAGAGGAGGAGGAAGACGAGGAAGAAGAAGAUAUUAAGGUCCAUCUUCUUAGCACUGAUGGUCUUGAGCACGAUGCAGAUGAAACAGAAGAUGAAGAAUCUUCAGAGCAACGAGCUCGCAGGCCAAUGAAUGCAUUCCUUCUCUUUUGCAAACGUCACCGCUCCCUUGUACGGCAAGAACACCCCCGUCUGGACAACCGUGGCGCUACCAAGAUACUGGCAGACUGGUGGUCUGUUCUAGACCCUAAAGAAAAACAAAAAUACACAGACAUGGCCAAGGAGUACAAGGAUGCAUUUAUGAAAGCAAAUCCUGGCUACAAGUGGUGCCCACCUACAAGCAAACCUGUGAAAACCCAGUCAUCCACUGUUACUAACCGAAAGAAGCUGUGGGCAUUCCCAUCAGAAUCUGCAAAAGAUUUGCCAAGUCCCAAAAAGUUGGUGAAGAAAGAAGAAAUGCCUCAGCUGAACUUUGCAAUGGCAGAUCCUACACAAAUGGGAGGCCUCAGUAUGCUACUGUUAGCAGGAGAACAUGCCUUGACUGCACAAGAAGUUUCUUCAAGUACCUGCUGUUCUGAUUCAUCUAACUCUACUGAAGGAUGUAUAAAGUCUCCGUUGUUUCAGUUUGCAGAGAUUUCUUCUAGCCCAUCACAGCUAGAUGCCCCUGCGGAUUCAAAAGAAAAUGAUGAAUCAGCUCUGUUUCAUUUUUCAGAGCUGGGGAGUCCUGAACAUUUGAAGCACUGCAGGAAAUCAGCACUCUUCCAAUUGGCUGAGAUUUCGUCUAGUACAUCCCAUUCAGGUCCUCCUGAAUUAACAAAGCAUUGUGGGACAUCGGCAUUGUUUCAGUUGGCAGAGAUGUGCCUUGCAUCCGAGGAAGUAAAGGUGAGGGAACCUGGGAUAGUUAAACUAGAAGCAUCUAGGAUCAUCAAGGCCUUUGAAUCACCUGAGCAGGUAAAAGUUGAGGAACCAGAAAAGGUCAAAGUAAAAAUAGAAAAAUCUCUGAAGACAAAGGGCCAUGAACAUGAAAAGACAAACACUGAAGUGUUGGAGGAGAUGGCAAGAUGCUGCCUGGCUACAGAUCCCGCACUGGACAACACAACACUAGUUGCACCUGACAGCUCAAUUGCCAAGGACCCUGCAUGCUGUUCCCAAGAGCUUGCAAUGGCCAACAUCAGCACCUUAGGAUUAAGCAAGCCAGAAAAGCUAAAAAAGAAAAAAAAGAAAAAUAAACUGGACCGGCAAGAACUUGAAAAAUGUACCUCUAAGAAAGCUUGCAAAAAAAGGCAGUCUUCUGAAUCAGACAUUGAGAGUGUCAUUUAUACUAUUGAAGCAGUUGCAAAAGGGGACUGGGGAGCAGAGAGACUCAUAGAAGUGCCCCAUAAGAAAAUCUGUCCUCCUUCAACAGUGAAGGGGAACAUCUUGGACACAAAGUCACCAAAGAAAAAAGUGAAGUCAAAACAGAAGAAAGCACUGAAGGAAAAAUGUGUAGAUACCCCCAAAGAAUCAAAGCCCCAUGAUGUUAACAUUACAGAAAACAAGGAGCUGCUAUGUGAGGCACCUGAAAACAUCAAAACAGAACCACUAACACCAAUGGAGGACGUAAUGCCACAGGGUUUACCAGAGCAAGUCAAAAUUGAGGAUAGUGACUGUAACAAAAAGGCAGAGACAUGUGGCGCUAGAAAAUCAGAGAGAGCUUGCAAGGGUGCUCUGUAUAAAACUCUGGUGUCAGAGGGCAUGCUUACAUCCCUCCGUGCCAAUGUUGAUAGAGGGAAACGAAGCUCAGGAAAAGGUGGCAACUCUGAUCAUGAAGGAUGCUGGAAUGAAGAAAACUGGGCAUUUUCCCCAGUGGGAACAAGUGGGAACAAAAAGCUUAAAAAACCUAAGCCAAAGGAAGAAAUUGUUUUGGGCUUAGCAAAGCUGGAAGAAGAAUUUGAGAAAAAAUUCAACAGCCUUCCUCAAUUCAGUCCUGUCACAUUUGACCGGAAGAGUGUGUCUGUACCAAGAAAAAAGAAAAAGGUUGGGAGCUACUCAGCAGACCAACCAAAAUCUAACAAAGAGUCUGCAGCAACACAAGAACCCUUGGUUGGCAGCCAGAAAAGAAAAGCAAGGAAAACCAAGAUUACACAUCUAGUCCGGACUGCAGAUGGCCGGGUCUCGCCAGCAGGUGGAGUUUUAGAAGAGAAACCAAAGGAGCAACUGCAGAGUAGUCUUCAGAAAGCAAAUAUGGGAACUGACUGCAGCGAAGAAUCCUCCCAAAACACUGAAUUGGAGGAAGGUCAUAGUAUUACACCAGACAUGCCAUCUGUAUCUGCCUUCUUUAGCUUAGCUGCUCUGGCAGAGGUGGCAGCAAUGGAAAAUGUACACAGGAAUCAGAGGACAGCACCUCUCCCUUGUGAUGGACAGCCAAAAGAAAUGUCUCAGGCUCCAGUGCUUAUUUCCUGCGCUGACCAGUGAAGCUCUACCCUAUUGUAAAACAUUGUGCUUUACCUAAUAUCCUAGCCUUGUCUUUACCAAUGGAUGCUAGUCAGUCCAUGUGAUGGAGGAAUCCAUAGACUGAAAAUGAGUGGUUCGUGUUCAGUGUGGCACAGAUUUCACUGAUACCUUGGGACGGGUCCCUUCCAGUUUGGGGCCCAGAAUCUAUUCUAAGGGGGAUGUUAUUUUUCUGUUAAGAAACAGAAAUGAAAAGAUCUGGAGUUUUGUUUUGUAUUGAAGGUUUUUAAAGUGGUAAAUGUAUAGUUACAUGGAAGAGGCAGACUUUACUGUAGCUCACACAGCAUCUGUUUUAUCAACCAGAGUUUGGAAAGUAGUUUCAUAUAAUAACUAGUUACUCUAAACAAAAAUGCAGAGGAGGAGAUGGGGGAAAGGGGAAGAAACUGAUGCACUGCACUAGUUACUAGAUAUUCUUAGUCCUUUUUGUACAUGAAGAUUUAUGUUCUGAGAUGGUUUAUAUAAUAGGUUAUGCCUACAUUUAUAUUUUAGAAUGAAUUUUAAGAACCUGUUUGGAAAAUCCAAGAAAGCAUGGGCAGGUGUGCUAUUGUUAGCGGUCUAUGUGCCGUUGUAUGGCCCAGGAGUUCUGCACUUUUUUUGUAUUUGCCACCAGGGGGUAGAGUUUAUUGGCAAAAAAUGUUGACAGGCUUUAUUUUGCUUGGUUUUUUAAAAAAAUUAAGCAUAGAAUAAUGAGCAUGAUUUGCAUUUGAAAGAAAGGUUUGACAUAUUGAUAAGAACAAUACUACAAAUUAUUGAUUUGUCUUUCAAGCCUUGCAGGGUUCAUUUAUUUUUGGAUAGAAGUCUAAAAUAACUAUGUGGAAACUAAAGCAGUGAAAUGGGUGGCGGGGGGGGGGGGGGAUACUAUUAAUAUGUUGUUCAGAAGUGACCUUAGUAUUACUUCACUCUUUGGGGGAAAACAACCUUUUCAAUUGACAUGCACACUGAUGUACAUAUUUUGCAUUUUACAGACACUGGAAUUGUCAUAAAUACUAUGCACAGUCUAAAUUGGCUUCAUCAGUUGUAUGAAGUGCUAGUGCUAGUUUGAGAGGGUAAAGUGCUGAGUGUCACAUUAGUAAGGGAUGAAGGAGAAAUGAAGUUACAGAAUUAGGCUGUCAAAGAGAUCCUUUUCCAGUUCAUGUUUUUUGUCUUGAUUCUGUGUUGUAUCUUACUCCCAUGCACACAUCUCAUGCCAUGGCAGAGUCCAGAUUAUUCUAAAAACCAUUUCCUUCUGUUUAUUAACCCCACACUGAUCUCAGUUGCCAGUCAUCUGACACAGUACACAUGGAGCAAUUUUGGCUGCUGUUGCUCAUUUACUUUUUCAAAUCACAAUCCCACUGAUCAGCUGCCUGUUCUUGAAGAGCUGAUUCAUAGGAUUUCCCCUUCAGACCUACACCCCCAUUUGUUGGACCAGGAAGGGUAAUUGUGUAGACAGCAGCACCUGUUUGUAUGCACAGUUCCCUGUCCAGCUAAAAGUACACAAAUGGAAGCCUGCUUCCACACACACAAAGCCCCUGGCUGGAUCAGGGCAGUGUUGUUCCUAGCAGUAAAAAAUGAAUUAUUAUUAGAAUUCGACAUGAAGCUGCACACUCAACACAGGGUACUUCUUCCACAGCACAAGAUGUUUCCCUAUUUGUUUUGCAUCAUAGCACAAAGACUUCUUAACCAAAUGCUAUUGACCAGACCCCAGCAAUAAUUUUCUAUAAGUCGUCUUGUCUCUGGUGGAAUUUUGUGAUAGCAUUCAAUUCAGCAAGACUCUUUUUUAUUGAUUAGGCUCUAUACGAUGAGAGUUUACACAAUUUUAUCAGGCUUUCUUAAUUUAUACUUGACAGAAUUGAUAAAGGAUGUGUGUUUGGGGUUUUUAUUUUUUAUUUUAUUUUUUGUAAUUGGAUUUAAUAGCCAUAUGAAAAGUGACUCUUAAAACCUGCUUGGAUUAGCCUUUAAUUGUUGUAAUCAGUGCAUGUCUUUCAGUGUCUGUGUCAAUCUCAGACAAUUCACACACAUUGUAAUAACUGGAGAAAAUGUCAUUUCAACCCAUGUAAAAAUCAGAGACUUACUCACAGAUGUAAAGGUUGAAGAAGUGGAAGAAGGAAAAAUGCAAGAAAGAGAAAGUUACAUACUUUUAGAAAAUUUAGGUAGAAGAAUAUUCCACAUGCCUCUGGAGCCUGCCAUACUAUUUUAAUAGCUCAAUUUUCUGGAAAUUUUCUAAAUUAUUGUGUCAUCAUGCCAUAUUCUUGGGCAUAUAUUGUUAUAGUUUUAGAAUUGUAGGCCCAUGUAUUAGCUGUGGUUCAAACCUUUAAGUAGCUGAAAUCUAAAUCCUAUAUGGUUCAGCCUGUUCAGUACCACCAUCCUUGCACCAUUUUAAAUUUGAGUAUUGUUUCUAAAACAUCUCUUUAUAUGAAUGGUGCCUUUUAAAAGAUGCAGACAGUUAGGGUUUUUCUUUCCCCUAUGUGAAUUAAUUCCUUGAUUAUCCUUCUUUCCUAAACCGCAAUUAUUAUCUCUUAGACACGGGACUGAAUUUGGAUCAAAUUUACUGACUGUGAGUGUUUUCUGAUGCUUGUAAACCUUUCUGUAGAUCUGCUUAUUUUUUUAGCAAUUAGGCACCGAGAGCAACAGAAAUUUUACUUAUAGUACUUUGGGAGCACAAUUCACUUGGAUAUUGUUCUGCCCAAACCCCAUGGGAAUGCGCAUUAAGUUUUUACACAGAUCCCAUUCCUUUCAGUGGGGUUUCUUCAAGAUAAUUUCCAGAUAGAUUGUGCACUCUGGCUCCCCUCCCCCCCCUUUUUUUUUUUUUCUUGAUUCUCUAAAUGAUGUCUUGAUUUCAGUAGGGAUAUUUACAGAAAUUGUUAGAAUGGAUAUCCCUAAGUUCAAAUAGAAACAAUUGUUAGCAUAAAAAAAAAUCAAUCCAACAAUGUACUGUUUAAAUGUCUGUUUUUGUUUUUAAUUUCCAUUAUUUUGUGUUUUUCGAAAAUGAAUUUCUGUGGCAUGUAUAUACCAGCAGUGUUGCCCUUCCAUUUAUAUCCAUGAAUUCUUAUAGAA